AUGAACAAGCAACAAUACUCAGACAUUUCUCAAAGAGUUUCAAAUCAGAGAGUGAUGCUUGAAAAACUUCAAAAUGAUAUUCAAAAAGACCCCCUUAACAACCACUUGCUGGAAGAAGAAAGAGCUGUGGCAUUUUAUCUCAUGUUUCUUUUAAGGAGUAAGGAAAGCUUCUACAAACAAAAAUCUAGGAUUCAAUGGCUUCAGCUAGGUGACUCUAACACUAAAUAUUUCCACAAUUCCAUCAAGCAGAGAAGAGUCAGAAGUAGUAUUCCUCUUCUUAAACUGGAUCUGGGAACCAGAGUCUCUGAAGAAGAAAGCAGUUUGUUAAUGAGGAGCAUAUCUGAAGAGGAAGUGAAGUCUACAGUUUUCUCCAUAGGCUCAGAUAAGGCAGCAGGGCCUGAUGGGUAUAAUAGUUUCUUUUUCAAGAACUCUUGGAACACAAUCAAAAAUGACAUGAUCAAAGUUGUGCAGGAGACAUUCAAUUCUGUUUUAACUGCAAGAUUGAGUCCUAUUCUUAUCAAUCUCAUCUCUAUGAAUCAAUCUGAUUUCAUUCCUAAAAGGUCCAUUGCUUAUAACAUUUUGUUAGCCCAUGACAUUGCUAGGAAUUAUCAUAAAAACUCUGGAAAUCGCAGAUGCCUUAUGAAAAUUGAUCUUAGGAAAGCACAUGACUCUAUUGAGUGGGACUUCAUUGAAGAGAUCCUUAUUAGUUUUAAUUUUCCUGAGAAUUUCAUAACUCUUAUAAUGACCUACAUCAAAACUGCAAACUUCUACAUUCAGUUCAAUGGUUCCAAUGGAACUACCUUUAAAGCUGAAAAAGGCCUUAGACAGGGAGACCCUUCAAAGAACUAA
Messenger RNA from Mercurialis annua (annual mercury), 849 nucleotides. RefSeq lists its product as uncharacterized. Lineage: Eukaryota; Viridiplantae; Streptophyta; Magnoliopsida; Malpighiales; Euphorbiaceae. The record is from RefSeq and is a predicted model, not a curated record. Bases 1 to 849 code for a protein of 282 amino acids. The transcript has 3 exons.